Messenger RNA from Monosiga brevicollis MX1, 549 nucleotides. RefSeq lists its product as uncharacterized. Lineage: Eukaryota; Choanoflagellata; Craspedida; Salpingoecidae. Bases 1 to 549 code for a protein of 182 amino acids. The transcript has 6 exons. Gene Ontology annotation, biological process: rRNA processing. Gene Ontology annotation, molecular function: 3'-5' exonuclease activity; nucleic acid binding. The record is from RefSeq and is a predicted model, not a curated record. Gene Ontology annotation, cellular component: nucleus.
AUGCAGGUCAAUAGGGCUGAUAAAUAUGUGGCCAUUGAUUGCGAGAUGGUGGGCGGCGAGGGUUCCAAGGAUCUCUUGGCGCGCGUUUCGCUGGUCAACCGCGAUGGCGAUGUUCUUCUUGAUACCUUUGUUCGUCCCAAGGAACGGGUUUUGGACUAUCGCACGGAAGUCAGUGGUGUGCGCAAGCAAGAUUUACUUCGUGCCCCUAGUUUUGAGGAGGCACAGGCUAAGGUGGCUCGACUUUUGGAGAACAAGGUGCUGGUUGGACACGACCUGAAGCAUGACAUGAAGGUGCUCUUGCUGAGUCACCCCAAGCGUCACACGCGCGAUACAUCGCAGUAUGAACCCUUUCACAAAGUGGCCAAAACCAAACGCCCUGGAUUGCGCAAGCUGGUGCACCUGGUGCUGGGCACGCGCAUUCAGACAGGCGAGCACUCAUCGGUGGAGGACGCCAGAGCCACCAUGGCCUUGUAUCGUCAUGCCGCCAAGGAUUGGGAGAAGGAGCUGAAGAGCAAACGCUAUGGCACAACAGACAAAAAGAUAGCGUAG